This is a messenger RNA of Sitophilus oryzae (rice weevil), 2175 nucleotides long. RefSeq names its product putative inorganic phosphate cotransporter. The transcript has 8 exons. The record is from RefSeq and is a predicted model, not a curated record. Gene Ontology annotation, molecular function: transmembrane transporter activity. Lineage: Eukaryota; Metazoa; Arthropoda; Insecta; Coleoptera; Curculionidae. The coding region runs from base 282 to 1772 and encodes 496 amino acids. Gene Ontology annotation, biological process: monoatomic anion transport; transmembrane transport.
UUUUAUGUACAUUUUUACUAUUGUCAUGUCGCUUACUAUGAAGCUUUGAUCAGUGUCUUUAAGAUUUUGAUUCAGAUAACAUCGUGUGGGUAAUGAGUAAGAUAAUCAACGUCUUGUGAAGGAAAAGUGAUUUUUGAAAGAAAAAAGAAGAAUGAAGAUGACUUACUGAUUUAUUUUUCUAAAUUGUGCAAAACGGUGUUUUUAUUCAAGAUAGUCAAGAUUAUUUUCUUCAUUAUUUAGUUCUUUACCUCUGCUAGAAAUAUUCAAAUUUUACUGGAAAAAUGUUGCAAGGCUGGAGACUACAAAUAUCACGAUGUUUCAUAAUACCUCAAAGGUACGUUCUGGGUAUCAUGGGGUUUUUCGCUAUUGUCAACGCUUACACGAUGAGAGUGUCGCUGUCCUUGGCUAUCACCGAAAUGGUCGUACCGAUAAAAACCGCAGAGUACUACGAUCCAGACGCGUGCAUCCCAGAGGAGAACAGCAGAAAUAACAGCGCCAUUAAAGACCAAACUACGCUGUAUGAAUGGGAUGAAAAAACACAGGGACUGAUCCUAAGUUCCUUUUAUUGGGGAUAUGUCAUAACGCAUCUUCCUGGAGGAAUCCUGGCGGAAAAGUUUGGUGGAAAGUAUUCCUUGGGACUAGGAAUAUUAUCUACAGCUAUAUUUACCCUUAUUACACCUUUUGUUAUUGUUGCCACUGGUGGAAAUUGGAAAGCAUUGGUAGCUUUAAGGGUGAUAGAAGGAUUUGGAGAGGGCACUACAUAUCCAGCUUUGACAGCUCUGUUAGCAAAAUGGGUACCACUCAGGGAAAGAGCAACAAUAGGAAGCCUAGUAUACGCGGGCAGUCAGUUUGGAACAAUUUUAAGUAAUUUGAUCAGCGGUGAACUGAUACGCUACACCGAAGAUUGGGCUUCAGUAUUUUACUUUUUUGGAGGCCUUGGUGUCGUUUGGUUCAUUUUUUGGGUAUUCUUGUGUUAUUCUGAUCCGGAGAGUCAUCCCUACAUGAGCGACAACGAGAGGGAGUACUUACAAAAAGAAUUAGCAAGCGUUUCUACAGAAAAACCACCAAUACCAUGGAAAGAUAUCUUCACAUCGGUCCCAGUAUGGGCAUUGGUGAUCACUCAAGUUGGCCACGAUUGGGGAUUCUUCACCAUGGUCACUGACCUGCCCAAAUACAUGAAAGACGUCCUCAAAUUUAACGUGUCUCAAAAUGGAAUGUGGUCUUCAGUUCCGUACAUUGUGAUGUGGUUCACUUCACUUGGUUCUGGAUGGCUUUGUGAUUUGCUUGUGAGGAAGAAUAUUAUGAGUUUGACGUUCUCUAGGAAAUUCUUCACUAGCAUAGCAUCCAUGGGUCCCGCUGUCUUUAUCUUAGUAGCAUCAUACGUAGGUUGUGACAGAAUGCUGGCAGUAUGGAUGUUUACCAUCGCUAUGGGUUUCAUGGGUUGCUACUACUGCGGAAUGAAAGUGAAUGCCUUAGAUUUAAGUCCCAAUUUUGCAGGGACUCUGAUGGCUAUAAUAAACGGUUUGGGAGCUACAAGUGGUAUUGUGACGCCUUAUUUGGCAGGAGCAUUAACAGAAGACCACACCUUAAAACAAUGGAGACUGGUUUUCUGGAUAACUUUUGGAGUUUUUGCAGUCACCAAUCUGAUCUACCUAAUAUUCGGCACUGGAAAUGUUCAGAAAUGGAACGAUCCAGAAUAUAAUAAAAACAAGAAAGACGGAAAGGAACAGAAAAUAGAGAAUGGAACACGCUACGAAGACCAGAAAUUUUAAAUUAAUUUUAUGUUAUUGACUUGACCUAUGUGGAGAUGUGACAAUAGUAAAUAGUACUCACAGAUUUUUUAUUAAAUCUAUCUUGUUCCUUUAUUUAUAAAGAGGAAUGUACAGAGGAAUCUUGAAGAAAAUAUACCGUUGGAUUCAAUAAAAAUGGUGUCAUAGUAGGUGCAAAAUAAUAUUUUAGUUUGUGGUUUACUAAAGAUGUAUGUGUGGCUUUUUAUUUCGGUGCAAUAAUAUAGGUACAGUUAUUAUUCUACGCCUACUAUUACGUCGUUUUCAUUCGAUUAUACUAUAUGUUUUUUUUAUUGAAAAAAAUUAGUUAAAAAUCGAAACAAUCUGUAUAUUAUAUAUUGCUGUGAUAUAAUCAAUAAAAUAAACAGUUUUUGCGUAAGAUUAGUAA